Osmerus eperlanus (European smelt) is the source of this 3457-nucleotide messenger RNA. RefSeq names its product zinc finger protein 540-like. The transcript is spliced from 9 exons. Bases 92 to 3220 code for a protein of 1042 amino acids. The record is from RefSeq and is a predicted model, not a curated record. Gene Ontology annotation, biological process: regulation of transcription by RNA polymerase II. Gene Ontology annotation, molecular function: RNA polymerase II cis-regulatory region sequence-specific DNA binding; DNA-binding transcription factor activity. NCBI's taxonomy places the organism in Eukaryota, Metazoa, Chordata, Actinopteri, Osmeriformes, Osmeridae.
UACCGGAAGUCAAGCUAUAGGCUCAUCAUCGGCACAGAAAAAUACUCUUCUGCCAGUCAAAACUCAAAAGAGGUUCUCUAUACAGCAAAGGAUGGACAUCCAUCCCAAAUCCACGACCGCAGGGUCGUCUCUCUCUCUUCGUGCCAUACGACUCUUGGUGCCGCCAGUGCAUCUACUUUCUGCAGCUAUGUGGCAAGCUGCAGAGAAGGGGAAUCUAAUGGACUACGGGAUAUUAGGGGAAAUAGUGACAUCUCUAACAGAGACAGUGCCAGAGCUGCUGAAUUUCAGGCAGAAAACCCAACUUAUUUUAGGGUUGAGAGCAAAGAUGGUUUUGGAGAUGUGCCGUAACGAGCAGACGGCGGAGUUGCACACCAUUCAGCCCUACCUGGAUAAGAUCCAAGUUGCAUCUCCAUCCCUUGAUGGAGCAGACUCUUGUGUUACAGAGGCAGAUGUGUCUGAAUCCAAUUUCCAUGACCUGGUUCACAACUUGCUUAGAGAUCCAGUUGGAAGAGAACAUUUCUUUCAGGAGGUCUUUCCUGUGGAGUAUGGACCCAAGUAUGACUCUGCUCUGCGGAGAUUGAUGUGGGAGUUCCUAUCAAGGUUGCAACAGCUCCUGCCACUACCAGACCUCAAACAGACGGCGUCUUGGCUAAAAGCUGCCCCCAGUAUCUUGAAUGAGUGUGUGGAGUCUGUAUGCCACUCCCCAAACUUAGAGACUAUACUACAACAUCAUCAAAAACAAGGCUAUUUGAAUCAUAAAGGAUCUCUGCCCUUAUCCACUGGAAACUGCAUCUUCUCCUGCCUGUCCCUCCCUCCCCUGGUGACCACAACCACAGAACAGACAAAUACAGAGCUUCAGUCAGAGUUCCUGGGUCAUCAUGUCAUAUAUGAGGAUGAUAUAGGAACAGAAUCCAUAGUAGUGACAGAUUGUGCAGAGGUGGAGUUGGGGACCACCGCGUACACCAGUGAGGGGAAAGAGUUGGGAAUUGAGGACAGUACAGAGCCACAGAAACAAUUACAAAAUCAACCUAAACUGCAGGAUGAGCAUCUGGGUAGACAAUUAGAGCCUGUGUGUGAAAAAUCAGAGAAGAUUCAUGGAGCUGGAGUUGAGCUUGUUCCAGAGGAACGGAGCACAGAGGACACUGAGGUGGAAGUUCUCUGUGAAGAGAUGGGUGCUGUUUGUGAGGACGUCAAGUCAGUGGAUGGAGAGUUAAAGAGGAUUUAUGAGGAGGUGGAGAUUGUAGAACAUGUGAAAACUGAAGAUGAGGAGUCAGUGAUGUCUGUGCAGAAUACAGAAGACACACAAGCCAGCCUUGCAGAGAGCAUACAUAAGGAAGAGAGGGGUUUUCAAAAGGAGGGUUCUGAAAGAAAGGACACAACUAAAGCUGCUUGUAACCAAGGUACUGAGACAAAGAGAGAGGGGGCCAAACAAGGAAAAUACAUCAAAUCCUCACCCUUAUUGCCUUUGACCCGGAGUAGGAGGCUGCUCAGAAGGAAAGGGCUUUCACAACAAUCAGUUGAAAGACGAUAUGUACUGGAUGAGGCAAAAGUGACCAGGAUUGUGCCUUCAAACCUGCCUCCAGAGGCUUCCAAGAAACGGAAAGAUGUUGACCACAUCAGCGCCUCUUCUGUCAAAACUCCAAUCCAUGGGCUCAAAGAUGAAAUGGCAGAAUCUUCUCUGGUCUUUGCCUCAGAAAACCUUCACUGUGCAGAAGACAAGAAACAUCCGAUCUCUGGAGAUGUUGGACCAGGACCACCACCAUCUGAACCAGCACAUCCUGAAGUUUCCAUCAGCCAACCCCAGAACCGUUCUCCCUCAAUCACCCUUCACACGCUGGAAAAAUCCAGCCAAAAAAAAACAUCCUCCAAAACCUGUCCAGUGUGUGGGAAAACCUUCACUAGGGCCACAGACAUGAGAAGGCACCAGAGAUCCCAUACUGGGGAGCGGCCUUACAAAUGCACCCAAUGUGCGAAGUCCUUCCUGUACUCCUUUGACUUGAAAAGACACCAGAGGAAGGGCACGGGUUCAAGCGCGUUCCAGUGCUGUGUCUGCGGGGAGGGCUUCGAUCAAGAGGAAGAUCUGAAGACGCACCGCAGUGUCACUCAUUCCUCAGACACAACCACAUUGUCUGAUGACAUUGAUAACAGGUUCACUCUGCGGGCAGAUAUCGACAACGGGGAAGAUAGCUGUAACAACGAGGGUCAACACAAAUGUCUCAAAUGCCAGAUGACUUUCAGUCAGGUGUCCCAGGUGAAGCGUCAUCAGCAGAUUCACGCCAAAGAUGACCCGCUCCGCUGCAGUCAGUGUUGGAAAAAAUGCCCUAACUCUGACGCAUUAUCUCGACACAUGCAGACGCACAACAGAGGCCAGACGUUCCAGUGCUCUAUGUGCAAGAUGAGCUUCACUCAGUUCAUUUGUCUCCGGCAACACUACUUGAUGAGUCAUAAAGAGGAGAGGGGCUUCCUGUGUUCUCACUGUCCAAAAGGCUUCUCGAGGCUAUCGAACCUCAUCAAACACCAAAGGACACACACAGGAGAACGACCAUACCAGUGUUCCCACUGUUCGAAGAGAUUCACGCAGUUGCAGAUUUUGACCCGGCAUGAGAGGAUUCACACGGGAGAGAGGCCUUUUUUGUGCUCUGACUGUGGGAAAAGCUUCUUGUCUUCUGGGGAAUUGUCCAAACACCUUCAGUGUCACUCGGAUGCGAGACCAUUCCCUUGCCCGCAGUGUGAUAAAACGUUCAAGGCCAACAGGUUCUUGAAGAAGCAUCUGCAGACUCACACGGGGGAGCGUCCCUUCCCAUGCUCCCACUGUGGCAAGAGAUUCGCCAAGUCAACAGAUCUGACCAGGCACAAUCGCAUGCACACAGGGGAGAGACCGCAUUCUUGUUUGCAGUGUGGAAAGAGCUUCUUGACUUAUGCUGAGGUGGUGAAACACCAGCGGUACCACACCGGAGAACGGCCAUUUAAAUGUGCCCAUUGUGGGAAAACGUUCACCCAGUCAUGUUAUUUGACUGUCCAUGUGCGCAUUCACACAGGAGAGCGACCGUACAGGUGUACGUUGUGUGGGAGGAGUUUCAACAGUACAACUCCACUAAGGAGACACAUGCUUACCCACACGGGAGAGAAACCAUUCAAGUGCUCAGAAUGUGGAAAGGCUUAUAAUCGGUUGCAUCUUCUGCGGUCUCAUGAGCAAAGUCAUGCAGGAAAUACAUGUUGAUAUGUAUGUGUUAUGCAUGGGUUUCAUUGUCACAUAUCACUCUUUAGAUGUAAUAAUUGUUUGUGUAAUUUUCAUUCUCAAGAGCUAGACAUCAAUAUUUUAUAAUGAGAUAUACACUUGAUGACUUAAAUGAGGAAAUAGUUGUAUUUAAACUAAAUAUAUUGAUAUUUUAAUUAUGGUUAAUGCAUACACAUGUAUUGUUGAGCUGAUGUUGUUUCACCAACCUUUGAAUGAAUA